AUGGCCAGUGCCCUCCUGACAACACCACAUCCAAUUGACAUCAACGCCUCGCCAUACUACACCGCCAUCAUGAAAGAAGCUCAAGUCUCCAAAGACACUGUCGUGCAUAUCGUCGAUGUCCCCGUUCCGAUCCCGGCUGCUGGCCAGGUCCUCAUCAAGGUCGUCGUGUCCGGCUCCAACCCCAAGGACUGGAAGCUUCCCGCGUGGCGUGACCGGACCCAUAAUUCGGGCGACGAUAUUGCCGGUAUUGUUGCGAGUGUGGGUGCUGGUGUGAACGAGUUCAAGGCCGGCGACCGCGUGGCCGCCUUCCACGAGAUUGGUGAGGCCGCCGCCAGUUUUGCCGAGUAUGCCCUGGCCUGGGCCCACACGACGUUCCACAUUCCUGAGACCACGUCCUUCGAAGAGGCAUCCACCAUCCCACUCGUGGCCCUGACGGCCGCCAUUGCGCUCUUCCACGACCUGGGCUUACCGGACCCGUGGACCACGGCCGCUGCCACCGACAAGCCCGACCCGUGGAAGAGCCUGGACGACUCCGGUAAAGGCGGUGCUGUGGCGGAAACGCCGCUCGUCGUCUAUGGCGCGUCCUCGGGCGUCGGUGCUGCCGCCAUUCAGCUGGCCCGCCUCGCCAACAUCCACCCCGUCAUUGCCGUCGCUGGCCAGUCGACCGCCUUUGUCGAGACCCUGCUUGACAAGAGCAAAGGCGACGUGGUCGUCGACUACCGCGGAGGCGACGAUGCCGCCAUUGCCGCUCUCAAAAAGGCCGUGGGCGGCCGGACUGUUCGCCAUGCCGUCAACGCCAUGAGCGGGGGCAGCAGCAACUACAUUGUGAGCUCGGUACUGCAGCCCGACGGCCGUGUCUCUCUGGUGCUGCCGUGGAAGAACGACGAGCGGAUCAAGGGGACGGUGCAGUCGGUCCUCACGAGCGUCGGCCGUGUCCACCGCGACCUCAAGGAUCUAGGCUUCGUCUACUCGCGCUACUUGGGCCGCGCCCUGGCCGAGGGCAACUUCAAGGGCCAUCCUUAUGAGGUUGUUCCUGGUGGCCUGGCCGGCGUGCAGACUGGCCUACAGAAACUGCGCGAUGGCAAGGCGCACGGCAUCAAGUACGUCUUUCGCAUUGCUGACACCGAGGGCGCUGGUAAGGACAAGUUGUAG
This is a messenger RNA of Sporothrix brasiliensis 5110, 1152 nucleotides long. Its product is annotated as quinone oxidoreductase. The transcript has 2 exons. Gene Ontology annotation, molecular function: oxidoreductase activity, acting on NAD(P)H. The coding region runs from base 1 to 1152 and encodes 383 amino acids. NCBI's taxonomy places the organism in Eukaryota, Fungi, Ascomycota, Sordariomycetes, Ophiostomatales, Ophiostomataceae. The record is from RefSeq and is a predicted model, not a curated record.